AUGGAGGACUGGAGAGGCUACGCCGCAGAGGGACGGCCAGACUCAUCGCCGUCUUCUCUACUUGAUGGGGGGGCCUCUGAUGUUGCUUCGUACACUCAGCGCUCUCAGGCUGCUGAUUAUCUCUACUUCUCCCAACAGCAGCAGCAGCAGCAGCAGCAGCAACAGCAGCAGCAGUAUGCGCAGCAGCCGAUGUACGCCACGCAGCAGCCUCCCGGCUACCCCACUCCGCAAGGGCAAGGGCUGCAGGACCCGCAGCAAACACUAGAGAUGGCGGACUACAUGGAGAGGGAGCAGCAGCGCGAGCGGGAGAUCGCCAGAAAACAACAAACAGCCCUGCGGCGCGGGCUGCUCUCUGUCUCAGAGCUGGAGGACUGGAUGAGUGAAGAUUGUCCACAGCUGGAUCGCCAAACUUUGAUAAGGUUCCCUGCAGAGGUGGCUGAGACGCUGCGCCAGCGGCUGCACAAUGCUGCUGCUGCUGCUGCUGCUGCUGCAGCAGAAGGCACUGAGCCUCCCGAGCCAGGAGCUGCAGCACUUGGACUCACAAUCAUACCGAGGCCUGACUACAACUUCAGAGCCUUCGACGUGAAACUAUCGGGAUACCGCGGGCGCCUUCGCGGAAUCUUGGUGGAGUUGCCAACGCUGAUCGAAACGUAUAAGUCUAUUGACUCUGACAUUUUAUUUAAAUCAGGCGACGUGUGCCAAAUGCUGUACGUGUUUGACCCACAAGUGAACAACCUCGAUCUAGCCAACCUCUGCGACAAGCAGCAGUGGGAGUGGCGCGCAGGGCUGACGCCUCCCACCCACCGCAUUCGCAGCCGCAAAUUCAAAAACAUAGAUCUUUUUGACAGAGAAGAGAUUAGAGACGCAGAGCUGGAACUGUUGCAUGGGCUGCGCCGCGACACGUACGAAAUCGAAGUUCACACGGAACUGGAAAUGUUGGAGGCCCGGAAGAAAGAGCAGGAACAGGAGCAGCAGCAGCAGCCACAGCAGCAGCCGCAGCAGGGGCAGCAGCAAGGGAAGCCCGGCACCUCCUCUGAGCCCACCCCGCGGGUAGAACGAGUGGUACUGACCACCGAAGACGUUACAGAGCUGCUCAACUUGGUGGAUGAAGAUGACGAGUACCUCUCUGACGCCUCCGAUAUUUUGUUUUCGAUUCAGUCGGACAGUGUUUCUGUGCCUGGCGCAGAUGCAACAGGACGGCCUAGACGAGGGAAAGGGGGGGCCCCUGGGGGCCUUCCACGGUUAUCGGCAGGGGGACCCGGGGGCCCCCAAGAAACCGAUACAUCUCAGACUGCCAUUUUGACCCCUAGCUCUCAGAUGCAGCUGGAGUUGACUCAGCAGCAGCAGCAGCAGAUGUUGCUGGAGCAGCAACAGCAACAGUUGCUGCAAGGGAUCCCAGAAGGCCUAGGCGUUCAACCUGACGUAAACGAUGAGGAAGAGCGCGAGCGAUUGAGACUUCGCAAGGAGCGUAGAAAGCAAAAGAAAGACAGGAAACGGGCAAGAAGAGAGCAGAAGCUGCAACAGCAGCAGCAGCAGCAGCAAACAGCCAUGGGGCAAGGCCCACCAACAGGAUCUAUAGAAGGCCAAGGGGUCCCUCCACAGCAAACCAUGUUGCCACAGGAGGGCCCUCAGGGGCCCCCUGGAGAAGAAGCAUCUGCAGUUGCCGGCAAUGAUGAGGCCGACUUUGAUGCUCUGAGUUCACUAGGCAGUGCAGACGGCCACUGA
Eimeria necatrix is the source of this 1725-nucleotide messenger RNA. RefSeq lists its product as hypothetical. The transcript is spliced from 7 exons. NCBI's taxonomy places the organism in Eukaryota, Apicomplexa, Conoidasida, Eucoccidiorida, Eimeriidae. Gene Ontology annotation, cellular component: transcription factor TFIID complex. The record is from RefSeq and is a predicted model, not a curated record. The coding region runs from base 1 to 1725 and encodes 574 amino acids. Gene Ontology annotation, biological process: RNA polymerase II preinitiation complex assembly; transcription initiation at RNA polymerase II promoter. Gene Ontology annotation, molecular function: RNA polymerase II general transcription initiation factor activity.